Molecule: messenger RNA, 4501 nt
Organism: Coregonus clupeaformis (lake whitefish)
Lineage: Eukaryota; Metazoa; Chordata; Actinopteri; Salmoniformes; Salmonidae
Product: protein Hook homolog 2
Exons: 23
Coding region: 153-2288 (711 amino acids)
Biological process (GO): cytoskeleton-dependent intracellular transport; cytoplasmic microtubule organization
Cellular component (GO): centrosome; cytoplasm
Molecular function (GO): microtubule binding; dynein light intermediate chain binding
Source: RefSeq, a predicted model, not a curated record
UGUUUAUGGAGCUAAAACGCGAAAGUCAAGCUAGCUAACAGGAGGCCAAGGUUUGCUGACGUGAUAGCGCAAGCUAAAAACAAACUUGAAGCUGAAAGUCUCCCAAUCGAUUGCUAGUGUGCUAACUGCAGAGUAUCAGCAGACAAACCAAAAUGAGUCUGGAUAAAGCAAAGCUAUGCGAUUCGUUACUAAAUUGGCUACAGACAUUUCAGGUGCCCUCAUGCACCAGCAAGCAGGACCUGACAAGCGGAGUGGCUAUUGCACACGUUUUACACAGGAUAGACCCCUCCUGGUUUAAUGAGGCAUGGCUGGGCAGGAUCAAGGAGGAGAGUGGGGCCAACUGGCGCCUCAAGGUCAGCAACCUGAAGAAGAUUCUUCAGAGCAUGCUUGAGUACUACCAUGAUGUGCUUGGCCACCAGGUAGCAGACAAGCACCUGCCAGACAUCAAUCUGAUUGGGGAGUUUGGAGAUGUGACUGAUCUUGGCAAGCUGGUUCAGCUGGUGCUUGGCUGUGCUGUCAGCUGUGAGAAGAAGCAAGAGCAAAUCCAGCAGAUUAUGACCCUGGAGGAGUCCGUCCAGCACGUCGUCAUGACAGCCAUACAGGAGCUCCUAGCUAAAGAGCCAACUGUUCCAGGAAGUCCUGAGACCUAUGGGGACUUUGACUACCAGUCCAGGAAGUAUUAUUUUCUCAGCGAGGAGGUGGAAGCGAAGGAGGAUCUGGGCCAGCGCUGUCGGGACCUGGAGCACCAGUUGGCAGCCGUCCUGGAGGAGAAGUCUUCCCUGCAGGUGGAGACACAUUCCCUUAGGGAGAAGCUCAGCCGCUGUGAGCCACAGGACGCUUCCACCACCAUCACUGGCAAGAAGCUGCUGCUGCUACAGAGCCAGAUGGAGCAGCUACAGGAGGAGAACUACAGACUAGAGAACAGCCGAGAUGACAUGCGUGUGCGAGGGGAGAUUCUGGAGCGUGAGGUUUUGGACAUCACUCACCGCAACGAGGAGCUGACCAGCCUCGCCCAGGAGGCCCAGACCCUCAAAGAUGAGAUGGACAUCCUCCGGCACUCGUCUGACCGGGUGAGCCGGCUGGAGGCACUGGUGGAGAUGUACAAGCGUAAGCUGGAGGACCUGGGGGACCUGCGCAGACAGGUGCGUCUGCUGGAGGAGCGCAACACUGUCUACAUGCAGCGCACAUGCGAGCUGGAGGAGGAGCUACGCAGGGCCAACUCAGUCCGCACCCAGCUGGACACAUACAAGAGACAGGUCCAUGAGCUUCACACCAAGCAUUCGUCAGAGGCACUGAAGGCUGAGAAGUGGCAGUUUGAGUACAAUAACCUUCACGACAAGUAUGAUGCCCUGCUCAAGGAGAAAGAGCGUUUGAUCUCAGAGCGAGACACACUGCGGGAAACCAAUGAUGAGCUCAGGUGUGCACAGGUCCAACAGAAGGGCCUCAAUCAACCAGGUGGAUUAUGUGAGGACUCUGGCACAUUGGGAAACCUGGCCUCUGAGAUGAUGCCCACAGAGUUCAAGGAGACAGUGGUGCGCCUGCAGAGUGAGAACAAGAUGCUGUGUGUCCAGGAGGAGAGCUACAGACAGAGACUGGUGGAGGUACAGGGUCAGCUGGAGGAGUCUCAACGCAGCCAGAACACCCUGGAGACACAAAACAGGUUGAACCAGCAGCAGAUCUCUGAGCUGCGGUCCCAGGUGGAGGAUCUCCAGAAGGCUCUUCAGGAGCAGGGCAGCAAGGCUGAGGAUGCCAUCUCCUCCUUACUGAAGAAGAAGCUUGAGGAGCACCUGGAGAAGCUCCAUGAGGCCCACUCAGACCUGCAGAAGAAGAGAGAGGUCAUUGAUGACCUGGAGCCCAAAGCGGACGGCAACAUGGCGAAGAAGAUCGAUGAGCUGCAGGAGAUCCUGAAGAAGAAGGAUGAGGACAUGAAGCUGAUGGAGGACCGCUACAAGCGCUAUGUGGAGAAGGCCAGGACGGUGAUCAAGACUCUGGACCCCAAGCAGCUGCCUCUGACUGUGUCCCCUGACCUCCAGGCCCUCAAGAACCAGUUGACUGAGAGAGACAGGAAGAUCCAGCACCUGGAGCAUGACUAUGAGAAGAGCAGGUCCAGUCAUGACCAGGAGGAGAAACUCAUCAUAAGUGCCUGGUACAACAUGGGUAUGGCCCUGCAUCAGAAGGUGGUGGGGGAGCGGUCGGGUCCGUCCAACCAGGCCCAGUCCUUUCUGGCCCAGCAGAGGCAGUCCACCCACGCCAGGAGAGGCCUCGCAGCCCGCCACCAGCCCAGAUAAGACAUAUCCACCCUGGGGGAGGAUGUGCUGAGGAGAGUGGAGAUGAGGAAUGUAAAGGAGGCAAGACAUUGUCUAUAUCUGAGUGUUCAUUUCUUCCACACUCCUACUCACUGCUCUGAUGCCUUGACGUCUCCUCUGGGUGUUUUGUGAAGAUUGCUGCUGCUGCCCCCUGCUGGUCAUUCCUGGUACAGGAUCUUCUGGAGCAUCAGCGAUGCAGAGCUACUUACUUACUGCACCUUCAAGUGCAUUCAAAGCUGUUAGGACUCAUUUGAACAAAGAUGAGAGAAAUGGGUCUAAAUGAGAGCUGGAAUGAAGGAACAUGAAGUGGAUAGAAAGAAGCUGAGCAACUAAUCCUUUGUCAUAGAUUUCUUAGACAAUGUUUUUAGCUAUAAUGUAUUAUGUUUUCUAAAGGUUUAGAUUAGGACAUUAUGAGAAUCAAUGCUUUGGAAGGCCACAGUGAUGACGAAGAUGGAAAGGGAUGAUUUAUGCUGUCAAUAGGGUAGGGGUCUUUACCUUCCCCUCCUACUACUUUUAUAUAUUUUCACCCUUAUUGUCCGGUCCACUGUCAGGCUAAAUAGAUAUUAUCCUCUUACUGCGACUAUGACAUGGAAACACUAAUAAGAGAUGCCUAUGAGUUGAGAUCAUGGUGAAUUUGUACUAUUUGUAUUCAUUUGUGCCCAAGUCAUUUGGAGAUUGUGGCUUGUGCUGUGUCUCCUGACAAUUUUAAAUGUACAUGGUGAGAGAGACUGGUGAAUCUGGAUAAUUUUUUUUGGGGUGGGGGGGGCGGUGCGGUGAACUCAAUAUACUUUUAAAUGACUAAAACCAAAUUCGAAACUGUAGAAAUGAUAAUGGACCUACGUUCAUAUAGUUUCUUGACUGUGUCCAGCUCGCUAAUAAUCACCGAAAUGAAAGCUAGACAGUCGGGGAGCAUCAAAUUCCAAAAACAAUGGAUGGAGGACAAUUUUUUUGCACAUUUUGAUGGCGAGGAAAUGUUGUUGAAGACCGACUGCGUCUCUGGGGAAAAAUGAGUUUGUCACCCCUGAUCUAGAAGAGCUCAAUACCUCUACGAUAUAAAGGAACACAUUUUCUCUGCACACAUAGUCAUGACCUCUUUUUAUUUCUGUGAAUGGGUUUAGACUUUUCUUUCAUGCUGUAUCAUCUACUUGAUUUGAAGAGCAGGAAGAAUAGCUUUCUAGACAUUUAUUUUUGUUUUGUUCAAAAUUAACCUCAGCAUUUUAUGUAGUUGUGUUAGUCUGUAUAAUAAUGUGCAGCAAGGGUACACAGUGUACAUAACAUCACUUUUCCUCCCUUUUGAUAAUGGUUCAGUUCAUUGCCUCGUGAGAAACUAGAAAAAUGUCCCUGAAUCUGUUAGGGUAACUACUUUUAAAGACUGCACUUUUGUAUCAAAUUCCUGCUAGGAGAGUUAUGAUGUUCACAUGUAAUGGCAGAAGUUCUGAAAGACUAGCAGAUAUGGUCCUCUUUUAUGUCAUGACCAUUUUACUGGAAGUAUUCGCACAGACUAUUGAACAAGCUUUUGUUUCAAGCUGUAAUAUGGGAAUUUAAUCUUUGAAUGAUUGACUAGAUUUUCUGAUGGACUACAUUUUGUGUAUUUUUUACUUUUAAUUUAUCCCCUCUAAAGAGUGAAACUGGGUGUUUUAAAAAUAUAAUUGAUUGCACACACCACUUUAGACUGAUGUGAAUGUAGGAAACGCUGGUGCUUGUGAGAACCAGAAUGUGGGGUUAUUGAUUCCCAUUUAAUUGAUAUGCGUGGGCAAACUGGCCUCACUGGAUGUUGUCAUUGUGUAAUCCUGUAGGAAAAUAAGGUUUCAAGCUAGCAAUGGUAUGUAGCUUUUCUCUCAUUCUCAGCAGAAGCACUCAACUAUAGAUGCUUCUGUUCACUGACACUGGAACUUAACUAGCUAAUGAACAGACAAUGUGUACUCUUUAAUGUCAUCAUUUUUUACAACUGACUAUGUUAAUUUUUACCUGACAUUGUCUCAAGAUGAACCUGUGAAGGACAGCACUAUUGUUGAACACUACAUCUAUCUGAUUACUUUGACAGUAUCCGCUUAAACAUGUAACUUCUCUUUGGUACCCAAUCGGUCUCAUAUCAGAGAAACUGCUCUCUGACUUGUACCUAACCUUCUAAGUGUGUAACUACCUGUGCAAUGUUAUUUACCAGGCUAUAAAACCACGACUGUGUGUACAUUUAA